CCGCCGCCGCGCCCAACGCCACCACCACAGCAAAUCCCGUCCAGAAACCCGACGCUCCCUCACCAGAAUGGAGCGCCCGCAGCCAGCAGUGGCGGCGGCGGAGGAGGCCAUCGCGCUCUACGACACCUACUGGUUCCACCGCCUCGUGCUCCACAGCUACUCCCCUGCCCCCGCGCCUCUGCCCCCAACACCGCCGCCGCCUGCGCUCGAGCAGCAGCAGCAGCCGGGGCAGGCACCGGCGGAGAGCAACCGGGAGCUGCAGCGGGCUCCGACCGGGCUGCGGCACCGCCGGACGCGGAGCGACGAGGCGAAGACCGCCACCUUCGACACGCUGGAGCCGCUCAAGAUCCCCCACGCCCACCGCGCCAGGCUCGAGACCAUCCUGUCCGGGAAGGACGGGCUGGCCGCGCCGGCGCCGCAGCUGCAGCCGGAGCGGCGGCGGCGGGCGGGAGGGAGGAGGCGGAAGCAGCAGGCGCGCGGGCGGAGCCUGUCGGAGCUGGAGUUCGAGGAGGUCAAGGGCCUGCGGGACCUCGGCUUCACCUUCUCCGAGGCCGACGUCGACGCCGAGCUCGCCUCCAUCGUGCCGGGCCUCCGCCGGCUGCGCGCGGCCGAGGAGAAAGAGGCCAAGAAAGCCGAGGCGGCGGCCGCGGCGGCGUGCGCCGAGGAGGAGGCUUGCAGAACCAGGGCGGCCUCGGCGUCGGCGCCGAGGAGGAGGCCGUACCUGUCCGAGGCGUGGGAGGACGAGGAGGCGGAGGUGAGGAGGGUGCUCAGCACCUUCAGGAUCCCGGCGGCCGACGGCGGCGCCGACCUCAAGGAGCACCUCCGCCUCUGGGCGCACAACGUCGCCUCUGCCGUCCGAUGAUGAUUCUAAGUUUGACCGGGAAGAAACUCCAUUUCUCUCCUUUUUUUUGGCCGUCCGUUGGCAAAGAUCAAAUGUAAAUACUUUUUGCCAUGUACGUGUUUCUUCGAUCGAGCUAUUUGAUUACCAGAGCUAAGAUUAGUUUUGAUUGAUGAUGUAAAAAUGUUAUAAGCUCUUGCAAGCAACACAAAGCAAAUGUGAAAGAAAGAGGCGAAGAAAA
This is a messenger RNA of Lolium perenne, 1079 nucleotides long. RefSeq lists its product as uncharacterized. NCBI's taxonomy places the organism in Eukaryota, Viridiplantae, Streptophyta, Magnoliopsida, Poales, Poaceae. The record is from RefSeq and is a predicted model, not a curated record.